AUGCCCAUCAUGCUGGAGAGCGCUCUUACCAGCAAUGUAUACAUCCUCAGCCAGAUGCUCUUCAACCGUUUCCCCGACAACUUCCUCGUUCGCAUGCUUGGUGUUUGGGAGGUUAGUUGCCUUAUUUCAUUUCCUCAUGGCCAAGUCGGCAUCGCCUACUACAUGUCUCCCCCUCACACCCUCAAGGCCGCCUUCCUCGACCCCAUCCACACCGCUAUCUAUGUCACUUUCAUCUUGACCGCCUGCGCUCUAUUCUCCAAGACUUGGAUUGAGGUUUCCGGAUCUGGACCUCGGGACGUUGCCAAGCAGCUCAAGGACCAGCAGAUGGUCAUGGCCGGUCACCGUGAAGGAAGCAUGUACAAGGAACUAAGCGCGUUAUCCCUACGCCGCUGCCUUUGGCGGUGCCAUUCUCGGUUGCUCUCCGUCUCUGCAGAUCUCAUGGGUGCGCUCGGUAGCGGAACUGGUAUCCUCAUGGCCGUCACCAUUAUUUACAGCUACUGGGAAAUCGGAAUGAGGGAAUCGGGUGGUCCUGAGAUGGCCGCACUUGGUGAUCUCAUGUGA
Rhizoctonia solani is the source of this 561-nucleotide messenger RNA. RefSeq names its product transport protein Sec61, alpha subunit. Bases 1 to 561 code for a protein of 186 amino acids. The record is from RefSeq and is a predicted model, not a curated record. The transcript has 3 exons. Gene Ontology annotation, cellular component: membrane; Sec61 translocon complex. NCBI's taxonomy places the organism in Eukaryota, Fungi, Basidiomycota, Agaricomycetes, Cantharellales, Ceratobasidiaceae. Gene Ontology annotation, molecular function: signal sequence receptor activity; transmembrane protein transporter activity; ribosome binding. Gene Ontology annotation, biological process: post-translational protein targeting to membrane, translocation; SRP-dependent cotranslational protein targeting to membrane, translocation.